Arachis stenosperma is the source of this 1020-nucleotide messenger RNA. Its product is annotated as glutathione S-transferase T3-like. Bases 1 to 1020 code for a protein of 339 amino acids. The transcript has 3 exons. The record is from RefSeq and is a predicted model, not a curated record. Lineage: Eukaryota; Viridiplantae; Streptophyta; Magnoliopsida; Fabales; Fabaceae.
AUGGGAACUGGGACCGUUGGAGCAAAAUGGAGUGGGAUCCUUGCACAAGGAUCGAUGGGACAAAGUUCCUCUGAACAGAGACCGAGAGCAACAAAUAAUAACUUGUCAUUUGGCAAUGCAUCAAGACAUAACUCAUCUGGUGUUGGUAGCUCUUCUAACCCUUUCUCUCAGACUCCUAUACAAUCUAGUCCAAAUUCACAAUAUUCAGAUUUUGCCAACCCUCGUGGAUUAGAUGCUAUCGACCUUAAUGAUGAUGAUAUUGAAGAUCGGAGGCAAGAUAGUAUUCAACAAUGGCAUUGGAAAGAGGAUGAGAUGCUGAUCAGUGGAUGGUUAAAUGUUUCAACUGACCCUGUAGUUGGUACCGAUCAAAAGGGGGAAACAUUUUGGAGUCGAAUUCAUAGCUACUGUGUAGAAUUUUGCACCGACAUGACAAGGGAGGUGGUUGCAUCUAGUCGAAACAUAAGGAGUGGUUCGAACGCUGAUGAUAUAAAGGAGUUGGCUUAUAAACUUUAUUCCACAAAUUAUGGUCAAAAGUUCACUUUUGAGAGGCAUUGGAACAUGCUUCGGUUGGAGCAAAAAUGGAGAAGCCAACUACCUACACAGAGUGGCGGCUCAAAGAGAACCAAGGUUAGUGCAACUGGAGCAUACUCAUCCUCAUCAAACCCAGAAACACCAUUGGCUGACGAACCCGAUGUGGACUCUCCCGCUCGCCCACAAGGAUCAAAGAAGAGCAAGCGACGAGGUAAGGGAAAAGCACAGAUGUCUGAAGAUUUUAGCGAAAGAAAAUCAUCGGUUGUCAAAAAAUUAUCUCUCAUGGAAGAUAUUAAGAAUGUUAGAGAAAAGGAACUAAUGGAAAGGGAAAAAGAAAGAGAAGAGGAGAAGGAACAUAGAGCAAGGAUGAUGGCAAUCAAAGAGAAGGAGUUACAAAUUCAAGCGGCAAUGAAAGAACAAGAAUUACAAACUCAGAGGUAUAUUAAAGAAAUGGAGAUAAAAGCAAAAGAAAGGAAAAUGGAUAUGUGA